Molecule: messenger RNA, 1150 nt
Organism: Panicum hallii
Lineage: Eukaryota; Viridiplantae; Streptophyta; Magnoliopsida; Poales; Poaceae
Product: transcription factor TCP21-like
Exons: 1
Coding region: 112-768 (218 amino acids)
Cellular component (GO): nucleus
Molecular function (GO): sequence-specific DNA binding; DNA-binding transcription factor activity
Source: RefSeq, a predicted model, not a curated record
GUGUCCCUCUCUCCCCAUCACCUCAAAAACCUCUCAAACCCCACCGGUCCACCACCACCACCACCGCGCCCCAGUCGCCAGCCCCGCAACACGACGCGGCAGGAAGGCGCCAUGGCCACCACCCGCGACGUCUCCACCGCCGCCGCCAUGUUCAACGUCUACCAGCCCCUGCCGGCGCUCUCCACGGCCGCGCCCGCAGCGGCGGCCGACGGCGGCGGCGGCGCCAUGGCGGCGGUCCCCGCGAAGCCGGUCAAGAAGGAGGGCGGCGGCGGGAAGGACCGGCACAGCAAGGUGAACGGGCGCGGGCGGCGCGUGCGCAUGCCGAUCGUGUGCGCGGCGCGCGUGUUCCAGCUCACCCGCGAGCUGGGGCUCAAGUCCGACGGCCAGACCAUCGAGUGGCUGCUCCGCCAGGCCGAGCCUUCCAUCCUCGCCGCCACGGGGUCGGGCACCACCCCGGCCGUCUUCGUCUCCUCCUCCGCGCCGUCCACGUCCUCCUCCUCCUCCCACCACCACCAGCAGACCGUCCUCGGCAAGCGCCCGCGCGAGGAAGGCGACGCCGCGGCGGCUGCGUCCGCGUUCUGGGCGGCCCUGCCGGCGCCGCCGCGGACGACGGAGGCCUGGGGCUUCUCGCCGCUGGAGGCGCAGGCGGCGGCGGCGGCCGCCGCCGCGGCCGCGUACGUGCCCAUGGCGCAGGCGCACCACCACCACCUCAACCUGCUCGCCGCGCUCUCCGGCGCCGCCCGGCGCGCCGAGGAGGAGACCCGGUGACUCGAUCCGCCGCAGCUCCUGACACCUCCUACACGCGUCGCUCGCGCAUUGAUCUCUGUCCGCCUCUUCUUGGCAGCGUUCUUGGCUUGUUUUGUGCUUGAUCUCCUCCACCAGUCAGUCCGUCCAUUGGCGUGUCUUGUGUGUCGUCCAAGAUUCGAUGAAAGAAGAUUGCUGUGGUGCCUGCCUAGUGCUAACUGUAAAUACCAGUCCUUGGUUAGAUCUUACUACAUUCGGGUUAAACUAAACCGUGCAGCUCGCGUCGGGGUAUGCCGGUCUGUGCUAGGUUUUCUGCGCCUUUUGAUUCCAUGGAACUUGUUUCAGUUAGCAUCUUGUCUGUAUCAUCUGCCCAAGAAGUCAUUUAGUACGAGCAUCAAUUCCUAAA